Messenger RNA from Dermacentor andersoni, 2920 nucleotides. RefSeq names its product protein phosphatase 2 catalytic subunit mts (gene mts). Gene Ontology annotation, molecular function: protein serine/threonine phosphatase activity. The record is from RefSeq and is a predicted model, not a curated record. Lineage: Eukaryota; Metazoa; Arthropoda; Arachnida; Ixodida; Ixodidae.
UUUUCUUGUUUCGACAGCCAUUUUGAAGUGGAUCUGGCCGGUGGUGUAGGAUAAUUAAUAAUUGUGUCUUAGUCUAUAAUUGUGUACAGGAAAACGACAGAAACGCAUUGCAUAUAGUGGUUAAAUAGCUGGUAUAUAUUGAGAAUGUCUAUAGAAGAUAAAGCAGCGUUAAAGGAGCUGGACGCAUGGAUUGAACAACUCAAUGAGUGCAAACAGUUGACAGAAAACCAAGUAAAGACAUUGUGUGAUAAGGCCAAGGAGAUUCUCGCCAAGGAGUCCAAUGUCCAGGAGGUAAAAUGCCCUGUAACGGUGUGUGGCGAUGUGCACGGCCAGUUCCACGACCUCAUGGAGCUGUUCAGAAUUGGGGGCAAGUCACCAGACACGAAUUACCUUUUCAUGGGGGACUAUGUAGACCGGGGCUACUAUUCCGUCGAGACAGUAUCCCUACUGGUUGCACUCAAGGUGCGCUACCGGGAGCGGAUCACAAUCUUGCGGGGCAACCACGAAAGUCGGCAGAUCACUCAAGUGUAUGGCUUCUACGAUGAGUGCUUGCGCAAGUACGGCAAUGCCAACGUGUGGAAGUACUUCACAGACCUGUUUGACUACCUGCCGUUGACAGCACUUGUGGAUGGCCAGAUCUUCUGCCUCCAUGGAGGCCUCUCCCCUUCCAUUGACACCUUGGACCACAUCCGGGCAUUGGACAGGCUGCAAGAGGUCCCCCAUGAGGGGCCCAUGUGUGACCUGCUGUGGUCGGAUCCGGAUGACCGCGGUGGCUGGGGGAUCUCCCCCCGAGGUGCUGGUUACACCUUCGGGCAGGACAUCUCUGAGACCUUCAACCACAGCAAUGGACUCACCCUAGUGGCCCGGGCACAUCAACUCGUCAUGGAGGGUUACAACUGGUGCCACGAUCGGAAUGUGGUGACCAUCUUUAGUGCACCUAACUACUGCUACCGCUGUGGCAACCAGGCAGCCAUCAUGGAGCUGGAUGACCAACUCAAGUACUCGUUCCUCCAGUUCGACCCAGCACCUAGAAGAGGGGAGCCACAUGUGACCCGCCGCACACCCGACUACUUCCUUUAAGCCCUGUACCGCGCUGCUAGAUCUUUAACAAGUCUGUUUUGCUUGUAUGCCAACCUCUCCCACCCUUCUGCUGAUGCUACCUCCCGUCCUUCAGCACUGUCCUCCUGAUUUUAGUCAGGCGACACUGUCACUUCUGAUGAUUUACAUACUUGCAACAGACUGAGCAAGCUUGCUUUCUUAGUGGCUACUGUCCCUUGCGGCCAUUGAGAAAGAGUGAACAAGCUGCUGAAAUCCUGGGUCUGUCGGCUUCCAUUAUGGAACCAGUGCAAAAGGGCCAGGGAGAUAGUUCCAUUCUCCCCUCUUCUUGAUGCACUUUUUUUUUUUCUUGUUCUUUCAGUGUCCCACCAAUCAGUGUUUUUAACUAAAGCAGUGUUCUGCAUUUUUUAGUAUCUGUAAAGCUUAACAUUUGGAAAAUUUGCAUGCAGUUCCUAUGGAAUUCUUACCCAUAUUUUUUUUUUUUUUCUCUUCUGCUUUUCUCAUCGAAGUUUGGUGCAUGCACUGCAAUGUGCUUAAGGUGUGGAGAGCUUGAGGUGAUGGCAGUGCUUUGAAAGAAAAACAAUGCAUUGGGGUGAGGAGCUGCUGUUCAUGUAAUACGUUUGGAGGAGGAGGCUAUGUCUUUUUUGUCGAAACAUAGUGGACUGUGAAUGCUGUAGAACAUUUCCUCCAUGGGCCCAACGAAUGGGGAUGAAUGUCUGUGCAAAGUGAAGUUUUUUAUUGCUUGCAGCUGGAUUUUCUUUUUAAUAAGCAUUCAUUGGAACUAAUGCAACUAUUGUGGGCUUCAACACUAUGUGCUUGCUCUAAUGAGAAGUGACUGCUGUUACUGCAGCUAGUGUCCUGCAAGAAAGGCUUGCACCAUGAAAUUAGUGCUUUUUUUUUUACAAGAAUUUAUGGUUUUGUCAUACAGUGCGCAUAAAUAUUUUGCGAAUUUUGUCCUUUCUGGGCACCUGGGCUGAUACAGAAUUGUCAACUUGACUAAUCUUGCAUUUGCCCACAAAAGCCAACAUUCGACAAGCUAAGGGGGAUAUAGAAGGCAAUAAAAUAGGUGUGUAAUCCCACUCAUCUGCUCGGUCUUGCACAAUAUGUUGCUCAGCUCACAGAAAGGAAAGGAAAAUAUAUACGCUCUAUUGAAUGUUUUCUGUUUAUCUUGUGACAUGGUAACAGUUGUACGCCACGUUGGCACUUCCGUAGGAUGCUGCACGUUUUUUUUUCUCAUUUGCAAUUGAUUGAGGCCAGAAAUGCUUAUUGUGCGACAUGUUUUCAGAGAAUGGGUUUUGAAAACGGGAUGCCAUAUGCGGAAUUUUCACGGAACACGGUGGCCUACGCAAUAAACCGAUUUCACCGCUCGAACAGUGCAUGCGGAGGUGGCGCCGCCGCCAUGAUGCUGAUAGUUGAUGCUCACGCCGCGCUAGAUUCUCCCUCCUUGCCGAAUUUCGAUACGGCCAUACGGUGGUGGCUAUCGGCGUCUUUUGCGCACGCUGUUUGACCAUUUAUUCGUGGUUGGUUAUUUUGACUUGUACAAACUUGUGACGAAAGAAAACGAGGGAAGCAGCUAAUCCUUCAGACUUUCGUCGUCAUUCAGAUCGCUAAAUGCUGCAGGCAGCCCUGUCUGCAGCGGUUACGUGGUUGAACUCGAGGUGAAAUCGGUCUAUUGUAAAAAUGAAGGUGUGUAGUUUUCGUGACACGGUCACCUUCGCUAUUGUGGAAUUGAAGGUGGUGUAGAUUGUCCGUGCAGGUACUUGUUAGUGAUCCCCUUCCCACAUUUUUUUUCCCCCCUCGUGCUUCAGGAAGAGUACGUUAUGGAGCAUUAUAAUAAACGAAAUAAAAUGACCCCUCAUCUGCC